UUCAUUGCAGAUCUCUCCGAAUGCGAGCUGAUGCAAAUACCUGAUGCUGUCUAUCAUUUAAUGCGCAACACAGAAUUAAAAACUUGUGAUCUCAGUGGCAAUGUGAUAAAAAAGAUUUCACCAAAAUUUGCAUUGAAAUUCACAUUGAUAACAGACUUAAAUCUAUCACACAAUCACUUGAGCAAAUUGCCCGAUGAAUUGGCAGAUCUCAAUAAUUUGACCAAAUUGAAUAUUUCCCACAACUCAUUUAUUGUGUUACCACCGGUGGUAUUUAAAAUUCCUAAACUACGUGAAUUGGAUGCCAGUCAUAAUGCCAUAAUUGAAAUCGAUACCGAUGAAAUUAUUACCAGCGAUAAUUUGGAAUUGGUCGACCUGCGUCACAAUCCAUUGGGUCGUACCUGCCAUCGUCAGUUGAAAAAUAUACAAACACCGUUCCGUUUGGAAAUAUCGGAAUUUAAUGAAGAUGAAGACUGGUAAAAAAUGU
Messenger RNA from Musca vetustissima, 484 nucleotides. RefSeq names its product leucine-rich repeat-containing protein 20-like. The annotation marks the transcript as partial. The transcript has 3 exons. Gene Ontology annotation, molecular function: protein binding. The record is from RefSeq and is a predicted model, not a curated record. Lineage: Eukaryota; Metazoa; Arthropoda; Insecta; Diptera; Muscidae.